AUUAAAACACAGACUUGGUCUGGAUUCCUAUUUACUGAAACCAGUGCAACGUAUCACUAAAUACCAGUUACUGUUGAAGGAGCUAUUAAAAUAUAGCAAAGACUGUGUCGGAUCUGUAGAAUUAAAGGAGGCACUUGACACAAUGCUGGAUUUACUGAAGUCAGUUAAUGACUCAAUGCAUCAGACUGCAAUAAAUGGCUAUAUCGGAAACUUAAAUGAGCUGGGCAAGAUGAUAAUGCAGGGUGCAUUCAGUGUUUGGAUUGGACACAAGAAAGGUACUACAAAGAUGAAGGAUUUUGCUAGAUUCAAAUCAAUGCAGCGGCACCUUUUCCUGUAUGAAAAAGCCAUUGUAUUUUGUAAAAGGCGCGUUGAAAGUGGAGAAGGCGGUGAUCGAUACCCAUCAUACAGUUUUAAGCACUGUUUGAAAAUGGAUGAACUUGGAAUCACUGAAUAUGUGAAAGGAGAUAACCGCAAGUUUGAAAUCUGGUAUGCUGAAAAGGAAGAAGUUUAUAUUGUCCAGGCUUCGAAUAUAGAUACGAAGAUGAUGUGGUUAAAAGAAAUCAGAAAUAUUUUGUUGAAGCAACAGGAACUUUUGACAGUUAAGAAACGAGAGCAGUAUAAUCAGUUAACAGAACAGAGUCAUCGUUCUUCUCAGCAGAAUAGCGAAGGGCAACAGAGAGCUUUUAUGGGCGCUGAGGAACCUAGGUUGGAACAUAUCAGCGCUAUGGUGGGGGUCGGCGAGUCCAUCACAUCAGUUCAGGCAGAAGCAAAUACAGUUUGGACUGAGAUGUUGUCACCUGCAAAAGCCUCUGAUGAGCCUGAGCAAUGGUCCAGUAACUAUUUCUAUUCCUCUUAUGAUGACCAUGAAGAAGAAAGACCUCUGAUGGCCCUGGGAACCCCCAACCUUGAGAAGCACUGAAAAGAACUUUCAUUUCCUGAAGUAACAUUAUCUGAGGACAGGAGGGGUCAUUGUUCAGAUGGAAGCAACAAGUCAGGGGAAGCUGGGUGGGGUUUCAAUGUUUGCUGUGAAUGAUGCUCUAUGAAGGGAUGGUCAAGAACUGAGAAAGCUUUCACUAAGCAUUUUUCCAGCUAUCAUGUCAGAAAAGAAAGCAAAUAUGCAAAACUGAAGAAUGCUUUCAUCUUAGGGGACGGGAAUGGAGAAAAAAAAAAGUUCUUCUCCUUUCUCCCAUGAAUUCCCUGACUUGUGCUACUAAGGAAAAUAGAUACAAAGAUAAUACGUUGCAUUCCACACCCCCC
Molecule: messenger RNA, 1257 nt
Organism: Odocoileus virginianus texanus
Lineage: Eukaryota; Metazoa; Chordata; Mammalia; Artiodactyla; Cervidae
Source: RefSeq, a predicted model, not a curated record